UUAUGGGAAGGGAAGGGAGUGAGUUGUUUCCGUCCAUUCCAUACGAAUACUGAAGUUAUUUCUUUCUUAAAUCUUCUUUCGAUAUGUCGAAAUCCAGCCAGUCGACAAAAUUUAGGGGAGUAGAUGUAGAUGAGUUGGAUGAAAACACAUUUCAAGAUGAUGGAGAUGAAGAUUCAGGUCAAAGCGGACCGGAUGAAGGGGAAGUCAAGAACUUGCUCAUGCAGCAGAAAAAUGCAGAAGCCCUUAAAGCUGCUUUGACGAAUGCUCCUAUUAUGUCGAAAAACCAGGCGACAAAGGAUAAGGCAUUUGGGAUAGUAUUACGUGUACUUACUGCUGUGAAGGCAGCUGAAGUGGACAAAUGUGUCAAAAUCUUGGACAAGAAUGAGCAGGAUGUGUUGAUGAAAUACAUUUACAGAGGUUUUGCUGAGCCCACUGAGGGAUCCAGUGCUACGUUACUUACAUGGCAUGAAAAGCUUUUGGCAGUGGCUGGACUUGGUUCCAUUGUCCGUGUUUUAAGUGACAGAAAAACUGUCUAGGCUGUCAAGGAUUUUUUAGGAAAAGAAAGUAUCAUGUAACAUAUGAUGUAUUGAGAUUGUUUAGAUUUGAGUUAAAUUCAACCCAAUUUUGUGACUUAUAAGAGCUAACCAGUUAGUGGUUACCUUUUAUCUUUACCAAUCCUUUGAGUAUUUUCUCUAAUGCCACUUGAGGAGCAUUAUUAUCAACUUAUUAUUUCCAUCAUUAUUUCACCAUCUCUUCAGUAAAGUUCUGUUUGAUCUUCAGAUGGAUUGUUUGCAACAAAGUUUGUUGUAGUAAAGCAUGAAAUGAUUUCUUUUUAUUGUUAGGUAUAAACCAAGCAAUAUUUCUUUGCUGUUAGCUACUUUAAUUGCCUGUUUUCAACUUGUUGGGUCUAUUUUUGUCAAAAAAUUGUGAAUGACUGCAUUUUUUACAAACAUGACUGAUUAACAAGCUUAAAAAAAAUGAAUAAAAUUUUGUUCAAAGUAA
This is a messenger RNA of Pocillopora verrucosa, 1002 nucleotides long. Its product is annotated as actin-related protein 2/3 complex subunit 5-A-like. NCBI's taxonomy places the organism in Eukaryota, Metazoa, Cnidaria, Anthozoa, Scleractinia, Pocilloporidae. The record is from RefSeq and is a predicted model, not a curated record. Gene Ontology annotation, cellular component: actin cytoskeleton; Arp2/3 protein complex; cytoplasm. Gene Ontology annotation, molecular function: actin filament binding. Gene Ontology annotation, biological process: cell migration; Arp2/3 complex-mediated actin nucleation; regulation of actin filament polymerization.